Molecule: messenger RNA, 2820 nt
Organism: Eublepharis macularius
Lineage: Eukaryota; Metazoa; Chordata; Lepidosauria; Squamata; Eublepharidae
Gene: GDAP2
Product: ganglioside induced differentiation associated protein 2
Exons: 14
Coding region: 476-1948 (490 amino acids)
Source: RefSeq, a predicted model, not a curated record
GACGUGGCCGUGGCCGACAGUCCGGCUUCCUCGUCCCUGUCCAGGCGGCGCUCCCCGGCCAGGGGAUGCUCGUGAGGGGCGCGCGGCUGCGGCUCCGCUCUGACCGGAUGGGGACGCCUCAGCCUCGCAGGCCGUGAGUGAUGCCGGAAGCUCCGUUGGGCCUCGCCCCGCUGCUGCGCCAUCCCCUCAGCCCGUCCUUCGCCGCCAGUGACGGAGUGGGUCUCAUGGCCUAGUGGGUAGAGCGUCCGGCUGGUGACAUCCGGGAGCCUCGGGUUUAAAUUCUUACUCCGCCCCGGAGGCUUGCUGAGUGACCUUGGGCCAGCCGCUGUCUUUCAACCUAACCCACUUUGUAGGAUGGUGUGGAGAUAUAAAUAGCUUUUGGAAGAAGAAGGAGAGAAGAAACUGCACCAGGAAGACUUCAGUAGGAACGGCUUACACAGUAGACUGAAAUAGGCCCUGACUUCCGUCUUCUUCCAUGGAUCCUCUGGGUGCUCCUUCCCAUUUUGUGGAUAUUGAAAGCUUGCCAGGAUGGGCUGACCUUUAUGAGGCAGAUUCUGAAAGUCUGUUUGAAAAAUGCCAGGUUGAUGUCCCGUCGCCCUUCCCGUAUAGGAAAGACAUCAAUGCAAAAAUAAUACUGUGGAGGGGUGACGUGGCACUGCUGAACUGCACGGCCAUCGUGAACACCAACAACGAGUCUCUCACCGAUAAGAAUCCAGUGUCGGAAAGUAUCUGCUUGCAUGCAGGACCUGAUCUGAGGGCGGAACUACAGAAACUCAAGGGCUGCCGGACAGGGGAGGCCAAGCUGACCAAAGGCUUUAAUCUUGCUGCACGUUUCAUCAUUCACACCGUGGGGCCCAAAUACAAGAGUCGAUACCGCACAGCCGCAGAAAGUUCCUUGUACAGCUGCUACCGUAACAUUUUACAGCUUGCAAAGGAGCAGGCAAUGUCUUCAGUGGGAUUCUGUGUCAUAAACACGGUGAAACGAGGUUACCCUUUAGUGGACGCCACCCACAUAGCACUGCGGACAGUUAGGCGAUUUCUUGAGAUUCAUGGGAAAGCCCUUGAAAAAGUGGUGUUUGCUAUAUCUGAGUUUGAAGAGGCCACUUACCAGAAGAUGCUGCCUCUGUAUUUCCCAAGGUCGUUAGAAGAGGAGAGGCAGUCCUUGUCUUUACUGCCUGCUGAUAUUGGCAAUGCGGAAGGGGAGCCAGUGGUGCCUGAACGUCAGAUCAGAAUUAGUGAAAAGCCGGGUAUUUCGGAAGAGAAUUCUGAUGAGGAAGGGCUUGAAGCAGACUUGGCGUUCAUUGGGUCCCAUGCUUUUGCCCGAAUGGAAGGAGAUGUGGACAAGCAGAGGCGCCUUGUUCUCCAAGGGCAGCUCUCUGAAGCAGCACUGAAGAAACAGCAUCAGAGGAAUUACAGUCGCUGGCUCUGUCAGGCAAGAGCAGAAGACCUGUCUGAUAUCGCUUCCCUCAAAGCUUUGUACCAAACAGGUGUGGAUAACUGUGGCCGUACAGUGAUGGCAGUGGUUGGAAGGAAUAUACCGGUAACGCUAAUAGACAUGGAGAAGGCUCUCUUGUAUUUCAUCCAUGUGAUGGACCACAUUGCAGUGAAGGAAUAUGUCAUUGUUUAUUUCCACACACUCACUAAUGUCUACAACCACCUUGACUCGGAUUUCCUAAAGAAACUCUACGACAUUGUUGAUGUCAAGUACAAAAGAAAUCUGAAAGCCUUGUACUUCGUCCAUCCAACAUUUCGUUCAAAGGUGUCAACAUGGUUUUUCACUACCUUCACUGUCUCAGGACUGAAGGACAAGAUCCAUCACGUGGAAAGCCUCCAGCAGCUGUUCACAGCGAUCCCCCCUGAACAGAUUGACUUCCCACCAUUCGUUCUCGAAUAUGAUGCUAGGGAAAAUGGGCCCUCCUAUUCUUACCCCUCUUCUCCAGAUCUCUGACCUCACAGCACUGCCAUUAUUUCUGGCCUCCCGAGGCCAUGAGACCUGCUGCUUGCCAACACCGUCUGUGAUGAGCUGCCCUGAUCCAUGUACAGAGAUCAGAGGGAAGGGUUUUCCUCCCCGCCUCUGGUAUUUUUUUACAGUGACAUUUGCAAGCACACAAGCAGUCGGAGUACUAGACGGCCGUGAACUGCCGUGGCAUCAGAGCUCUCUUUCGCGCUCCGGUGGGGAAGCUCGUUUUGGACUUCUGGAGUAGAUUCCAUUUUCUUUUUUUCUGGAUAGCACGGUUUUGCCCUCACCAAUACAACUUUCUCAGAGAGUCGCUUGGAGUAAGUUUUAACCUUAUUCUGCAAGUUCUCAGUUUUUCCUUCAGUGCCCUGUUCUUGACGGGUUUGGGUAGGGGGGAGAUACAAUAUCAGCUUAACGAGAUUGUGUAAUCUUUGCAAUUCAAACACAACUUGUGUGUGAUUUUUUCCCCCUAAGGCACCUUCUGAAAAUGUAGCUGCAGGCUGGGCAAAACUGCUGUAACCCUGCCACCACCACCACCAAACCGCUAGUAUUCUGUGUUUUAAAUUACACCAGAGUUUUGAAGCUGCCAGUCUGUCUUUUGUUCCCUGGAUGAUGUGAGAUGUGAGGGACAGUGGGAUGUGCUGCUGCUCUCCCACUGAACAAUAAAACUGAAAAAUCUGUCCGCAAGGUCUCCUGUAGUCUUGGUGCACUCUUCUUUGAAAAGGACAAGAGAUGCUGUAAAUAAUGCCACCUGGAGCACGCACCCAAGCUCUGAUGGAUGAAAACUCUGUCAUUACAAGGAGAAAAUUCGAGAAUGCAAUGUUUUCUCAAAAAAAUAAAAGAUUUGUAUCUGUCUUCUGGAA